This is a messenger RNA of Beta vulgaris subsp. vulgaris (sugar beet), 1786 nucleotides long. RefSeq lists its product as uncharacterized. Gene Ontology annotation, molecular function: electron-transferring-flavoprotein dehydrogenase activity; flavin adenine dinucleotide binding. The record is from RefSeq and is a predicted model, not a curated record. Bases 228 to 1337 code for a protein of 369 amino acids. Lineage: Eukaryota; Viridiplantae; Streptophyta; Magnoliopsida; Caryophyllales; Amaranthaceae. Gene Ontology annotation, cellular component: cytoplasm. The transcript is spliced from 5 exons.
UAUAUUACCUACUGGAAGCAUUUGCAGCUUAGGCACCUGAUACUGAGACGCCAUCACCAACGUCAGCAUCUGCUUCGAGCUUGAGACGCCAUCAUUGAUUCGUUUUUUAAACGGUAUUAGUUAUUAAUUAACCCAAAUUAAACUUCUAUAUAAGCCCUUCAUCAUAUUGUAAAUCAUCAUCUGAAUUCUGUCAACUUUAGUUCUUUUCUGAUUUGUAGAGAUUCAAGAUGAAAGGAAUUUGCAAAAAGAGGUGUUUGGUUGAUUCGGAAACGCCGGCGAAUAACCGGACAAAUGUGGUGAUAGUUGGAGGAGGAAUUGGUGGUGCUCUACUUGCUAAGCAUCUUCAAAAUCAUGCGCAUGUCACUCUUAUUGAUCCAAAGAAGUAUUUUGAGAUCGCAUGGGCUUCCUUGAGAUCAAUGGUGGAUCUAUCAUCUGCCGAAAGGUCCUUGGUGAAUUAUAGUGAAUUUCUCCCACAAGUGAAGUUAAUUACUUCUUAUGCCUCACAUAUCACAGAGACCGAAGUAUUAACUGCACAGGGUGAUUGUGUUCCGUAUGAUUACCUUGUAAUUGCCACAGGUCAUGUAUACUCUGAUCCUGUUACCAGAAGCGAAGGUCUCCAUAAGUACCAAGAAGCAUUUGAUAAGAUAAAAUAUUCAAGUUCAAUAUUGAUCAUUGGAGGUGGCCCUAGUGGUGUAGAACUUGCUGGUGAAAUUGUUAGUGAGUUUCCCGAUAAGAAAAUUACUCUGGUACACCGUGGACCUAGACUGCUGCAGUUCAUUGGGCCUAAGGCAUCACAGAAGGCUUUGGAGUGGUUGAUCUCAAAGAAAGUGGAAGUGCUCCUUAAUCAAUCUGUUGAUUUGACAUCAUCCUCAGAAGGUGUGUAUCAAACUUCUGGUGGAGAGACUGUAGUUGCUGAUCAGUAUUUCUACUGCACUGGGACCCCAUCCGGCUCUUUAUGGCUUAAGGAAACAAUAUUGAAGGAGAAGUUGGAUACUCAAGGGAAACUGGAAGUUGAUGAGCACCUAAGGGUCAAGGGUCAUAGAAACAUCUUUGCUGUUGGAGAUAUUACAAAUGUUCCAGAACUAAAACAAGGUUUUUUGGCGAUGAGACAUGCUGACUUAACUGCAAAGAAUUUGAGGUUGCUACUUAGAGGAGGCAGUGAGGAGAAAAUGGGUGUUUACAAACCCGGAGGACCAAUGGCAUUUGUUUCUCUUGGAAAAAAAGAUGCUGUGGCAGAAGUUGGUGGUUUUACUAUGAGUGGCUGUCUUCCUGGACUGAUAAAAUCCGGAGAUUUGUUUGUGGGGAAAACAAGAAAGACAUAUGGCCUAAACUCUUAAGCUUUAGAUGGUAAUGAAAAAUAAUUUCCUCGGAAACUUGGCUAUUUUUAACCCUAUUUAUUUCUUUAAAUCAGCUUGAGUCAUUGAGUUUCAACAAACUACACAUUUGAGUGUAGUUUCGAUUUGUUUUUGUUAGUUAGUCUCCCAUGGGUGGAGCUAUGUUUGGUUGAGUUUUUCUUCUCUAUAGUCUCGUAUAGAUUGAUAUCUUGAUGGAGAUUUUUCCGGUGUCAAAGCAGAAUUCAGUUUCUUGUCAACAAUUACUUAUAUCAGAUGAAAAUCAACGUACUUCUAAUAUGAAGUAUAAAAGAUGGAUAGAUCUCCUUGUAAAAUUUAGUUCUACUUUAGUUGAAGGGAAGUCUUAUUUGAUUCGGAUUGAAUUGUAUACGUGAGAUUUAAAUCUAUACAAAUAUAUUAAAAGACGUGCGAAAGAAAACUUAUUUGUUGUGUGA